CUGGACGUGAUUGAGGUCAUAUGCAUCGUGGCGUCGACGUGAUUCCAGUCGGACUCAUUUUGAAAAGUGCUAGUGGCAAAGAGAGGAAGAUGGGGGGUGGAAGGAGUACGGCAGGUAUCGUUCUACAUUCGCUGAUUCUGUCUUACGCAGCCAACAAUAUAUGACCGCUCGAUUUGAGAAGAACGGCGCCACUAGGAGGAGGAGGAGGAGGAGAAGGAGGAGGAGGAGGAGGAGCUCUGCUGGUUUGGCGUACAGGCUGUUGAGAAAAUGGGAAAGAAUGACUUCUUAACUCCUAAAGCCAUUGCCAAUCGGAUCAAGGCCAAGGGCUUGCAGAAGCUGCGAUGGUAUUGUCAGAUGUGUCAGAAGCAAUGCCGAGACGAAAAUGGAUUCAAGUGCCACUGCAUGUCAGAGGGGCAUCAGCGACAAAUGCAGGUGUUUGGUGACAACCCCGACCGGUUUGUGGAUGCCUAUUCCCAAGAGUUCGAGGAUUCAUUUCUUGAGCACAUAAAGAGGAGCCAUCGCUUCAGUCGUGUCUCAGCAAAUGUGGUUUACAACGAGUAUAUUACGGACAGACACCAUAUCCACAUGAAUGCGACCCAAUGGCUCACGUUGACUGAGUUUGUCAAGUACUUGGGACGUACGGGAAAAUGCAAAGUGGAGGAGACCCCCAAAGGCUGGUUCAUGACCUACAUUGAUCGAGAUCCGGAGAUUGUUCUGAAAGAGAAAUUGAAGUCGAAGAGGCACAAAGCUGAGCUGGCAGAGGAAGAGAGACAUGAAAAAAUGUUGCUGGAGCAGGCAGAGAGAGCAGCAAAGCAAGCAAAACUCGGCGAAACCUCGCAGCAGAAGGUGAUGCCAUCGGAGUUGCAGAGAGAUGGGUCAGCGGAUGGAAAAGUCGCAUUCUCACUCGGAAUGGUGGGGCCGUCGGCUGCAAAGCCCGGGGCGAGCCAGGCGAGUGCUUCGUCUCAUUUACCUGAAGGCAGCGAGUGUCCGAAGCCAAAGCCGAAGCCAAAGCCGAGCAUUUUCGCGCAAGAUGAGGAUGAUGAGAAAAUGAGCGCAAGUCAAAAUAGCCGCGACAAGGACGGAAAAGGCGCCAAAAAUGAAGGGUAAUGCUCUGAUGUUGCUGCAUCGUCUGCUCCAACCAACUUCAUCUUUCUCUUUCUUUUUUUCUUUCUUUUUUUCUUUCUUUGUUUCUUUCUUUGUUUCUUUCUUUGUUUCUUUCUUUGUUUCUUUUUUUUGUUUCUUGUUUUGUUUUGUUUUUUGUUUGUUUUUUGUUUUGCAAGGAACAUGAAUGUGGACGAAGCACAGAAAUCCAGAUUGCAAAAUCACACUGAAGUCCAAGUAGUCAAAGCAAGAGCAGAUAGCACAAUGGAACCRAGUAACCAUCCAUUUGAGAACGAUACAGAAGAAUCGUGAGUCAAUGUCCAAGCCCAAUCG
Molecule: messenger RNA, 1434 nt
Organism: Chara braunii
Lineage: Eukaryota; Viridiplantae; Streptophyta; Charophyceae; Charales; Characeae
Source: the annotation of a GenBank genome assembly